Messenger RNA from Mya arenaria, 9493 nucleotides. RefSeq names its product NPC intracellular cholesterol transporter 1-like. The record is from RefSeq and is a predicted model, not a curated record. Gene Ontology annotation, molecular function: lipid carrier activity. The transcript is spliced from 31 exons. NCBI's taxonomy places the organism in Eukaryota, Metazoa, Mollusca, Bivalvia, Myida, Myidae. Gene Ontology annotation, cellular component: membrane. The coding region runs from base 301 to 5922 and encodes 1873 amino acids.
CAAUGAGCGUCUGUAGUCAGGAAGAGUCAGAAAGUAGACUCAAAACCCACACUGAUUUAUAAAUACUGAAUCACCUCAUUGGUAUCAGUGAUAGUAUAAAGUAAUAAAUGAAAUAGACUUGGAUACAUUCUUGCUAAGUAAUGACUGUCAAAACUUGAAUGAAAAUUUGCAAAGAUAAAAAUCACCAAAUACUUCUGGUUUCAUAACACAAACGGAACAAAAUACAAUUACACUUUUAUAGACUAUACAUGUAUACAGUUCAUGUAUACAGUACAUGUCAUAGUUAGGUAAACAGUAACAAUGAACUCUCUUGAAGCGCUUUGUGUUCUCUUGUUCGCUCAUCAAUCAUUGGGAUUCCUUGAGCAGCCGUCAAACUUCGGGGACCCUGGUCAGUGUGUCUGGUAUGAGGAAUGCGGGAAAGGAUUUAAUGGAGGAAAACUCAAUUGCCCCGCCCCUCCCUCGGCUCGCAACGCCCCCCGCCUUACUGAUCCCGCCUCACUUCAGAUAAUCAAGGACUACUGUCCCAGUCUUUAUGCAGGGGAUGAUAAUACACACACAUGUUGCUCGCCCGAUCAAAUCCACACAUUCAAAAACAGUUUAUCUGUCCCGAUCUCGCUUCUCCACGGAUGUCCGGUAUGCCUGCGGAACUUCCUGAAUACUAUCUGCCAACUCACUUGUUCCCCACAUCAAAGUCGAUUCAUGUGGGCCAACAUGUCUGCACCAUACCCUGAUGACGUUGUCAAUAGCACAGGAAUCCCCGAAGUCACACUACAAAUGUCAAACAAGUUUGCUAACGACCUUUAUGACUCGUGUAAAGAUGUGAAUGGAGUGUUUUUUGUAAAGGCUUUGACCUUUCUCUGUGGCAGGCCCGUUUCUCAGUGUUCCCCGCAAGCAUGGUUCGGCUUUCUUGGAUCUCUAGGGAAUGGACAAUCUCCUUUCCCGAUUAAGUACACGAUCAGUGACCAGCCAUGGACUGCUCCAGAUGGAUCCGUUAUUGAACCAUUCAACACGCAGAAUCCCGGAUGCCAUGAAGUGUUACGUCCAGAACAGACAAGUCCUGUGAUAGGAAACCAUCCUUGCGCUUGCUCUGACUGUGGUCUGGCAUGUAACACCUCGGUUUUAAUACCUCGUCCUGGUUUAGCCAGCAGAACUACAUACCUGGAUUCUGUCUUUGGUGCCGGGAAAUACACGACAGCCGAGGUGAUUAUCGAGAGGGCUGAUGACAUGACACCACUGAUCCACAAUUUACCCCCACCCUCAGCGGAGCAAGUCACAUUUACAUCGAUUUUUGAUAAGGAUUUUAUGAAACAGGUUCUAGAUUUGCAAUCUCAAAUCACUGAACUAGAGGCCCACGGUGGGGUCACACAUGCUGUUCCGUUUUCAAACAUCUGCGCGCACGUGCAAGGGUCAUCAAGCUGUGUUGUACAUAGCGUAGCUCAGUACUUCCAGAAUAACGAUAGCAAAGUCGAUAAAAUCAUUUAUGACAGCUUUGGGUUCUACGUUGAAGGAGAUUACUUGGAUCACUUUAUGUCCUGUUCUAGACAACCAGAUCUGAAGGUAGAUGCUACAAAGUUACACAUGUCUUGUGAGUCAACCUUCGGCCAGCCAACUCAACCAUAUAUCGUCUUGGAGGGAUAUAACGGCAAAGCUUACGAAACAGCUACACAGUUUGUGUUGACAUAUGUACUCAACGCAUCGUCCCCUGCUGCGGACAUAACAGCCUGGAAAAAUAGCUUCGUGAAAUUCUUCCAGUCAUACCACAACACAAACAUGACCUUGACCUUUACCCCAAACCAGGAAAUACAUACCCAUCAGCCUGUAGCUGACUCACCAACGGUUGAGGAAAUCGAGCUAAAAGACUUCCCAAGUGUUGAAGUAACUAAGCGAGAUGUGCAGGGCCCCAGCUACAAUGUUGUAGAAAUGGCAGGCACACCAGCAGGGGAGACAAUUCCAGUCAAUAUUGAGGAUGAGGGUUUCAGGGCUGACAACUUGUAUUCUGAAGACCAGGAUCUGGGGCAGUGUGUCUGGUACGGACAGUGUGAAAAGGGAUGGAAUGGGGGGAACCUGAAUUGUAAAGCGACCAAUGAGACAAUCACACCUCCAAAGUUGACCAAUAAAACGGGUCUGGCCAUUGUGCAACAGUUCUGUCCUCUUCUAUACAACGGAAACGACAACACCUAUACAUGUUGUUCCACGGAGCAGCUAAUAACCAUGCAGAGCAGCCUCGGUGUACCAAACAAUCUUCUCCAACGCUGCCCCGCCUGCUACCACAAUUUUCUCAAUCAGAUCUGCCAGAUGACUUGCUCGCCACACCAGAGCAAGUUUAUUGCUGUAAAUGAUGAUGUUACAUGUCCCGACGCAAAUCCAAAUUGUAAAACCGGAAAAGGCGUGCCAAGUAUUUAUUAUCUGAUGACGAACAAAUAUGUAGAUGACUUUUACGACUCAUGUAAAGAUGUUCAGAUGCCUUCGUCAAAUGAUAAAGCUAUGUCGAUUCUCUGUGGUCGUCCCGCCAAGGACUGUACACCAUCCACGUGGAUGGCUUACAUGGGAAGCACUGGAAACGGUCAGGCACCUUUCCCAAUCAUAUACAAUUUCACGGACAAGGCUGUCGUUUAUAAAAACGAGACAUACAAUCCGCUGAAUAUGACUAAUGUUCGUUGCAACGAGACGGUAACCAACGAUACUCAGGCGUGUUCUUGUCAGGACUGUCAAGUAAGCUGUGCUCCGUUGCCACCUCCACCAGCUCCAAAAAAACAAUGGAAAAUAUUUUCAAUUGACGCUAUAUCGUUCAUCAUGGGCUGUAUAUUCGCUGCAUUUUUCCUUUCAUUUGGAAUUUACGUCAUUUGCUUCACCAUUAUUAAAGAACAUGGCCUCUGUAGUGGAAAGAAAUAUUCAGUGGGAAAUUCUGAUGGGGAAUCAUCAUCAAGUCAAACAAACAUCGUAAUGUCCAUGGUUUCUCCUGCGGAUAUCAGCACACUUGAAAAACUCGGAGCUAGAGUCGAGGACAUUUUACGGAAGAUCUUCACAGUCUGGGGCACAUGGUGUGCCCAGUAUCCAAUCCCUGUGCUGUUGAUCACGAUUAUUGUGUUUGGCUCUCUUGCAGGCGGAAUUAUUCGAUAUAACGUAACAACAGAUCCAGUAAAACUGUGGUCUGCUUCAACAAGUACAGCGAGGGUUCAGAAAGACUAUUUUGACAGCCAUUUUGGUCCAUUCUACAGGACUGAGCAGGUGAUCAUUACUCGACCCAACAACCAAGGAAACAACACCCCUGUUAUACACGACAAACCCUACCCAUCAACUAAAACAGUUCCAUACUCCUCAAUGUUUAACAAAGAGUUUAUGACUCAGGUCCUGGACCUACAAACGCAGAUUGAAAACAUCACAGCACCCUUCAGAAAUGGCACAGUUGGCUUAAAAGACAUAUGUUUCAAGCCCCUAGCGCCAGAUUAUGAGGAAUGUACUAUCGAAAGUGUGCUUCAGUUCUACCAGAAUAACUUGACCAAUCUGAAUAAGGUGGCUUAUGACGACUCCGGAUUCUGGACGGUUGCCGAUUAUCUUGACCAUUUUACGGCUUGCACACAAGCCCCAGCCUCCAUUUCUGACCAGACAAAACUGGACAUGAGUUGUCUUGGGGCAUAUGGUGGUCCGGCAUUUCCAUGGGUUAUUCUUGGAGGCUAUCCUGGGGUUGAAUACAAGAAUGCAACGGCCUUCGUGAUUACGUUUGUGGUGAAUAACCACCUAAAGGAUGAAGACAACGAAAUGGCCAAAGCGUGGGAGAAGGAGUUUAUUGCAUUUAUGAAGUCCUACAAAAAUCCGAACAUGAUUUUAUCUUUCUCCUCAGAGAGGUCCAUUCAAGAUGAGUUGAACCGCGAGAGUGUGUCUGAUGUACUCACGAUCGUUCUCAGCUACCUUAUCAUGUUUGCCUACAUAACCAUCGCUCUCGGACAGUUCAAGUCUUUUGAUACAAUCCUGAUUGACUCCAAAAUCACUCUUGGACUGAUUGGCAUCACAAUCGUACUGCUGUCGGUGGCGGCUUCUGUCGGAUUCUACAGUUACGUCGGCAUUCCAAUGACGCUGAUCAUCAUCGAGGUCGUACCUUUCCUUGUACUUGCUGUCGGCGUUGAUAACAUCUUUAUUCUGGUGCAAACUUACCAGCGAGACAAACGUUUACCUGGGGAGACUCUAGAACAGCAAGUUGGCCGUAUCUUGGGAAUAGUUGGACCUAGCAUGUUACUGACCAGCACAUCAGAAUCUGUAGCAUUCUUUCUCGGUGCGAUGACGGACAUGCCGGCUGUGCGUGAGUUUGCCUUGUAUGCUGCGAUGGCCGUCCUGUUUGAUUUCAUCCUUCAAGUAACAUGCUUCAUCAGUCUUAUGACCAUUGACGCUAAACGACAAGAGUCAAAUCGGUUUGACAUGUGCUGUUGUUUAAAACUACCUAAAAAGGAAAAGGAAGAGAAAUCUGAAGGGUAUCUCUACUACCUGGUUAACAACUACUAUUCACACGGACUUCUCUGUUCCUGGGUCCGACCUAUAGUGAUUGUGGUGUUCGUGGGUUGGUUUUUAGCAUCUAUUGCGAUGGCGUGUCAUUUAACUGUUGGACUGGACCAGGCUCUUUCCAUGCCAAUGGACUCAUUUGUUCUCGACUACUUCCACAACCUCUCUGCCUACCUCUCUGUCGGAGCGCCGAUAUACUUUGUGAUACCGGCAGGCUACAACUACACGAACAUGAAGUCUCAGAACGCGAUCUGCGGUAGCAAAGGCUGUAACCAGGAUUCCCUGAUCGGCCAAGUGUUCUACUCCUCGCAGCUGGCUAACUACACAUCUAUAGCACAGCCAGCCUCCUCAUGGAUGGACGACUACUUUGAUUGGAUAAGCGCUCAGGGGAAUCCCCCAUGUUGUCGUAUCAACAACAAAACAGGAGAGUUCUGUCCGUCAACAUCAAAUGAAGCAUGUCACAAGUGUCCUCUACAGCCAGAACAACAGGGUCGCCCCACCCCCGAUGAUUUUAUAAAAUACAUGCCCAUGUUCUUGAAAGAUAAUCCUGGACUUAAGUGUGCUAAGGGAGGGCAUGCUGCGUAUGGUGCUGGCGUCAACCUGGUCAAGAAUAAGACUGAAGUUGGAGCAACUUACUUUAUGACCUAUCAUACGCCAAUGAAGGUUUCUGGAGAUUACAUCAUGGGAUUAAGAGAGGCGAGAAAAAUAGCAAAAAAUAUUUCCAUAGCGAUGAAUAUUACUGAUCCCGAAAAAGAAGUUUUUCCCUACAGUGUCUUCUAUGUCUUCUAUGAACAAUACCUUACCAUAGUUAUCAUGACGAUUAAGAACCUGGGCAUCUGUAUGGCGGCCAUCUUUGUUGUGACGUUUAUUCUACUAGGGUUCGACUUUGUCUCGGCAACCAUCGUGUGCCUGACGAUCAUCAUGAUCGUAGUCGAUAUCAUGGGAAUGAUGUUCCUAUGGGAUAUCAACCUCAACGCUCUUUCUCUCGUUAAUCUAGUCAUGGCAAUUGGUAUAUCGGUUGAGUUUUGUUCGCACAUUGCCCGUGCGUUUGCUGUCAGCAUAGAGCAUGGGAGAGUAGAACGAGCUAAAGACGCCCUCGCUCAUAUGGGCAGCUCUGUGCUGAGUGGUAUCACGCUUACAAAGCUUGUAGGAAUUUCUGUGCUAGUGAUGGCCAAGUCCCAGUUAUUCCAAGUGUUCUAUUUCCGGAUGUACCUUGGGAUGGUUGUCUUCGGGGCUUCCCACGGCCUUAUAUUCUUGCCUGUUUUGCUCAGCUAUUGUGGUCCAAGUCUCAACAAAGAAAAAGUUUACCAGAAUCAACAGAGAGUUUUAGCAUCGAGCAAAAGUAAAGUUAUCAAUGGAGUAGACAAUAGAGCAAAUAGUGAUUUUUUUGGACGCAAUGAAUCACCGCCAAAUUAUGAUCAUUUGUAGUUUCUUACUGUUUCUAAUUGUCAGAGGGUAGUUUAUUUGUGCAUGUUUUUGUGAACAUGAAAAUCAAGAAAAGAUUCCAAAUUUGCAAUUUGUGUUUUGCAGUUGGACUUCACAUGUGAGAACAGUUCAUAAAAGUGAAUUGGAAGACUUUAAUGACCCUGAAGUAAACAUUCGGAAAAAAAAAACACUACCUAAAAUUUGCUCCAGGCCUGCAGGUGGAACCAUACUGCUAGUGUGAAACCAUGAACACAAGUGGUGUGCCAAGGAUUAAGGGUACCCGGAACUAAAACCACCAGCUUAUAGGAGACAGUGUUUUGUGAUAUUUAUGGAUGAUUUCAUGGUUAUUAAGUGUUAAUAUUUUUGUCCAAUGUGCUGCUGAAAUUAGGAGUGCAUGGCAUGAUUUUUGGCCUUCAAACACAAACUUCCUUCAAUGUUUUAUUAGUUAUUUGAAUUGAAGGACAUUUCAGAAAGCGUUACCCUGAAUUUCAAGAUGAUAUCUCCAAAAUUACGCAAGAUACAUGCCUACAACUAUUAAGACCAUUCAUUGCCUCUUUUGUAUACUAAAGUUGACCUUUCACACAAGUAGGCCUAACAAGAUUACAUUUUUAAAAUCAAUAUUCCAACUAGUUUAUAGUUUUUAAUCUAUCACUGAGUAUAUAUCGAGGGGUGAAAGCGAAAAGGUUCUAUCUGCUUCUUUAUUUAAUGUCACUUAGAACCUUUUCGCAUUCACCCUUUGAUAUGAAACACUGGUAUAAAGAGAAUUUUGAUGAUUCAUUUUCAUGAUUUUAGACAAUCCGGUUAUUUGAAACAGACACUAUAAAUGCAGUCGAUAUUAGUUACGACAAAAGCCUAGGUUGCUAUGGAAACAUAAGUACAGUAAAAGUCAUAAAUCUUUAAGAAAAUGAUGCGCUAAUGAGAAUGCUUUUAAAGCAAGAAGUUUGGAUUUAAUUGAAAUAUAGCGAUUUUUUUUUUAAAAAAUGGUAAAUUUUAUUUAAUGAUUUUUAAAUUAAUUUUUUUUAUAACUAUGUCCGAAGGCCAAAAAUCAUGUCAGAUGGCUCAUAUUUCCUUAAUGAUAACAUACAUGUAUACAUUUGUGAUAAGGUUGUUUGCUGGCUAAAGUUGUUUCUGAUUUUUUUUGUAAGCCUGAUUGAAUAUCAUAUUUUCUUUGUUAUGUAUUAUAUAUUAUGGUACUAUAGGGCUCACACCAGUUAUCCUAUGAUUCUUUGUAAGUCAUAAGGAGUUAAUUAGUUAUUUUGCUAUAAUGAAGCUUAGUAAAGGCAUUGGUAAAUCAUUCAAGGGUUAAAGACAUUCAACACUAAACACUUAGGCUUCUAUGAAAUAUGUUCUGAGCUAAACUUGUUUCAAAUUAAACUUUUGCUUAGUUCAUUUACACAUAAAUUUUAGUGUAUAUUUAUUCUAUGAAAUUUAUUCAUUGACAAUUAAAAUAAUUCCUGAAAAAACAAAAAAUUAAUUCCUGACAAAACAAAUAGAUUCUCAGGUAGAAGUCAUUGAAUGUAAAAUUAAAGAUAAUCCAUGAAGACGUCUUAGUUUCUAGUAGCAACACUGCCUGUUAGCUCUAAGAAAAAAUAUUGUCAAAGAAUACCACUUGUCGUCCUUAUUAAUAACAAAUUUAUAGGGAUUUUUUCCAAAUAAGGUAUUUAUAUUGUAAAACUAUAUUUCUUGAUCAAAUUUAUUGGGCAUUUAAGAUAUUAAUUUAUUACUGUUAUUUCUGACAAUCUGACAAAUUUCAAUUUGAUUUUUGACGUUCACAAAUUUCAAUGUAAUUUCUGACAUUCAGAAAUUUCAAUGUAAUAUCUGACAUUCAGAAAUUUCAAUGUAAUUUCUAACAUUCACAAAUUUCAAUGUGAUUUCUGAAAUACACAAAUUUCAAUGUGAAUUCUGAAAUUCACCAAUUUCAAUGUAAUUCCUGACAUUCAGAAAUUUCAAUGUAAUAUCUGACAUUCAGAAAUUUCAAUGUAAUUUCUAACAUUCACAAAUUUCAAUGUGAUUUUUGAAAUACACAAAUUUCAAUGUAAUUCCUGACAUUCAAACAAAGUAAACUUAACUAAAUGUUUUUAUCUGGACAAAAUUUGGUCUCAUGGUCAAUGAUAAGACCCUGAAUAUUUUACAGAUAAACUAUGCAUACCUGGGUUCAUUUAUUUGCUUCUAAUCAAUUGUGUAUUUAUGGACUGGCAGUUGCUUAUGACCUUGUAUGAUAAGCGCUUACGACGGCCUUAUUAUUUGUGCUGACUUUUCAGUGCUAUGUUGAGAUUCACAUUUUAAUACACUGUAAUAAUUAUGUGUUUGCUUUGUAUAUUUAUUUGUGUUUUAUUGGAUCAUGUAAGUGCUAAUGUUUAAGAUUUGUUUGCACUAAUUGUACAUGCUAGUUACUUAGUAUUUAUUUGACCUUUUUGUAUGAUCCCUUCCUCUUAAUAAUCUACCGUAUGUACGAUUUGUUGUUUGGUUAGUGUGAAUGCAUUUCUUUUGAUAUACGCCCCCACACCCUUAAUGCUUUAUUAAAAAAUGACCAACCCCACCACCUCAACCCCCUUUAUCAGAUAACACACCUAGUCCCUUUAGCCUCCGUUUAUACAAUGACAUUCCCCAUCCCCUUGACCCAAGUUUUUAUAAAAAGACACUCCCCAUCCCUUUGAAUCAAGUUUUUAAGGAAAAAAACUCAACAUCAGUUUGAAUCAAGUUUUUAAGAAGAAAAAACACUCCCCAUCCCUUUGAAUCAAGUUUUUAAGAAAAAAACCCACCUCCAUCCUUCCAACCCUGUUUUUAAAAUAAUACUUCCACUCUCUUCUACCCCAGUUGUAGCAAAACCCCUUUUUAACUCAACACUCCCCCUAAAUCCCCUUUUGUAAAAUUACACCAAUGUGAAAUGACUUUUUUUACCAGAUACUCCUGAUUCCCAGGCCUAACCAUGACAUGUUCCUAAUGAUAUAACUGGUUCUCUUGGGAAAACUGCAUUCACUUAAACAUUAUACCUUCAUUAUUGGUCACGUUUUCCGAAACACCAACUGAAAUUUUAUAUUCAGUGAGUGUUUUCUGAGUUUUCUGAAAUCAGACACUACAUGAAAAUGUACCUUAGCACCAAGAUUUGAAACCUGUGGGUAAUUAAUAUAAUUGUACUUUUGUAUGUGUGUACUAAGACAGAAAAAGCUGGAAUAGAUGAGUUCUAAUUACAAUUCUAUAUAAGCUUGUAUAGCAACACCAUGGGCACUCAUUAACUUACAAUGUGUUUGCCUCUAUAUAUAAGUGUAAUGGUAUAAAUGUUCAGUUUGAUUCAAAAUUGCACUUUAGUUCAAGUAUUUGUUCUUACCUACUGCCUUUCAAGUUUGCCACCAUUUGAUUACCUGUAUUGCAUACAUGUACUUAAUAACCCAGUUAGCAUUGGUAAUCUUGGCUUUGUGUUUUCUUUGUUAUUGUAUUAUACCUAAUUUGUAUUUUCGUGAUUAAUUUCCACCAUGUGUGUUGUAAUUUGAAUAUGCUUUAUAGAUAUGUUUCACAUGAUAAUAAUGUUCGAAGCAAACCGAAAAAAAAACAAUCAAUAAAACAUUCCAUAAAA